GGCAACAUAGUCGCAUGUUGUAUUGUGUUUGUGUACAUGACCGCAUGUGCGUUACGGUUAGAACGCUAGUUUUCAAGUCAAAUUGUCUAAAUUGUAGCUCAAUUUUAGCUUUUGGUCACGAUUAUAGCGACUGCUCUGUGUUUUAUCGUAAAAAUAAUCCUAUCCAAUGAGCAUUGUGUAAUAGUGUCUCUCUGGUAUUAAACUCAGGAAAUCAUCUUUGAAAAUGUCUCCGCCAAAUCAAAGAACGACAAGCUUCUGAUUCUAAAGAAAGAGAUGAGAUCAGUCUCAUCAUAAUAAUGGAAGCGGAAGAAAGUGUGGAGUCUCUUGAAACAGAUGAAUUAUCAAGUUACCGACAUCGAGAUUUUCUUGGUCCAGUUUGUCUGACUAACAACUUAUGGAGCUUCAAGGAGCAAAAUCUAUUCUGCGAUGUUGCUAUAAGAGUUAAGGGUCAUGUUAUCAAUGCUCACAAAAUCGUCCUUGCUGCAGCUACGCCGUAUUUCAAAACUAUGUUUACUUCGGGUCUAAAAGAAUCAAUGGAAAAUGUCAUUGAAAUGCAUGAGGUUGAAUUCUCUCUAAUGCAAGACAUCAUUCAAUUUUUCUACACAGCUCAAAUUGAGCUCAACGAAACAAAUGUGUUUGAUUUUUGGAAUAUGGCAAAUUUUCUCCAGAGCACCCAUCUGAGAGGAGCUUGCAAGCAGUAUUUGUUCAAGGAGAUAAGCACUACCAAUUGUCUAGGCAUCUAUGAACAUGCCCUCUUGUACAAUGAAUUAGACUUUAGUGACUUUUGCUUUCAGUAUAUUCUAACGCAUUUUCAAGGGAUUAUUAAAACAAAUGAGUUUUGUCAUACAUCCUUCAAAACUCUUCACAAAGUGUUAAGCUCAAAGGUUGUGAAUGUUCUCCAUGAAGCAGAUCUAUAUAAGGCUAUAAAACAAUGGGUGAUGUUUGAUUACUCAAACCGCGAGGAAUUUAUUCAACCCCUCUUACAAAGGAUCAGUAUUCUAAAAAUUUUAGAUUCUGAUCUUGAGGAUCUCUUGAGAGAAAAUUCUUCCAAUGAUCUUCCUUUCCAGCAAUUCCUACUAAAUUUAAGAGAAAUUAGGCAAAAAAUUCGUUACAAUGAUGCUGAAAAUUGUGACAAAGAGAUAUUCAAAACCAUGAAGUCCACAUUUCGUUGUUGCUCAAUUAUGAACGUCAUCUUCGCGAUUGGUGGAAUGUCAGCCACAAACGUUCCGUUACGAAAUGUUGAGUGUGUCACUGUAGGAUGGGAGCAUUGGAAAUGUGUGCGCCCAACAAUAACUUUUCACAAUGGAAGACCGCAACAAGAAACCAAAGUCAUUCCUACCAUGAGCCAAGCUAGACACUAUCCUGGAAUUGCAGUGCAUGAUGACUGUCUGUAUGUCCUAGGUGGAAACAAUAAUGAUGUCCAACUAGCCUCUGUAGAAAUGUAUUCUGUAGCCUCAAAUGAAUGGCGAGAGCUUCCUCCUAUGCCAAUCACAUUGGCAGGAUGUGCAGCAACUUGUUAUAAUGGAACUGCCUAUGUUUGUGGAGGUGUGAUUGAUAUGGUUCCCAAUACUACUAGUCUUAUUUUAUCAUCAGAACUCUUGGCCUUUGAUAUUAGUAAGAAAAUUUGGACAAAAUUAGCCCCAAUGAUUCAUGCCAGGUGUUUUCAUCAGUUGGUUGUGGCAAGGAACAUGCUUUUUGCCAUUGGCGGACAAGACAUGAAUGAAGAGCCUCUUUCUAGUGUUGAAUGCUAUGACUUCGAAACAAAUUCAUGGAUAGAAGCUAUUCCAAUGCACGAGCCAAGAUCUCAUUUUGGCUGUGUUGCAUCUGAUGGAUAUAUCUAUGCUGUCGGUGGGAAAACUCAUAAAAGAAUCCUUGCAACAGUUGAAAGGUAUGAUGUCUUUUUGAACCAGUGGGUGUACAAGCGUUCGCUUUCUGUUGCUCGUUUCUCCAUGGGCGUUACGCUUUCGGGAUCUCGUGUCUAUUGUUGUGGUGGUGAAGAUGAGUUGCAUCGCACUCUGUCUACAGUUGAGAAGUACAAUAUUUUAACAGACCGAUGGCACAGUGUGCUGUCAAUGCAAUGCCCACGGUUUGGGCUUGUUGCUGCAUCAAUCUUACUUCCUGCAUUAGAUGAAGCUCCACCAUAGAGGCAGCAAAUCAUCACGAGCCUGGAAAGACCUUUUCAGGACAUGGACCAACAGAUAACAAGAUUCCGCGGAGACCAUCGAACGGAAAUUUUGAGCUUUACCGGAUCUGCCUCUUGAUGUUUCUCGUAUGGCUCGUAAGAGAACCAACCUCUGUACUUUUGCUCUAAUCUUUUACUCGAUUGGCAUAAUCGGACAACAGGUUCUUCAACUUUUUAAAUGGACAACGAUGCCCAAGUGCUCCAAGAAUGACCUAUUUCUUCAACAGGAUCAUCAUACUUGGGUUUUCUGUAAAAGUAAUUUUUUGCGAGGACAUUGUUUAUUGAGUUACCUACGAGUCUGAUACGAUUACUUUCGAACAGUGUCACGUGCUUAAGAGUUAAGCACUUAAGAGUCAAGCAAAAUUUUUGCGAACAAAAAAAUGAGCUAAAAGUUGCGAGUAAAAUUAGCUCGAGGAGUGCGUUCUUUGUGGUAACCACGUGUAUGCACUGCCAAUCAAGCUAAAACUUCGCAGAUAAUUUAUAAAAAACCAGCAAUUUAUAACAGCAAGAAAGCAAACAAACAAGUAUAAAAUAAAACAAGUAAAAAAAACUCUCAACGAUAUUUUUGAAAAAAGUAUACUAAAAAUGCGGUAGAUUUCUCGAUUAAAAAGUCCGGCACUACCCUCGUAUCGUGCUAUUCCAAAUUGCACAAAAUUUCAGAAUCAGAGCAGCAUCGUAGUACACGUAUGCGUCGUUUCUGCAAUGAUCGGCCUCUCUGUAAGAGCGUUUUCGUGUUGCGAUAAAAGGUUACCAAAUUCAAUCUAAUCUAACCGAAUCUCGUCAUAAAUGAUGCCAUUUGCUCCCUUUUUUAAAAGAGAAAUUUCAGCGAAGACUCGUGGUUUCUCAAACCUAAAAAUGAAGAAUGUACUAUUCACUUAUUUUUAUUUUAUGAACGUACUGUUCAUAUCUGAUCAGCAAGUAUCCAAACAACUUAAUCAAGUUUUUGCAUCAUUUUUCAUUAUAGAACCCAAUAUAGGUAUCGAAAUUUUCCCAAACCAAGCAGUGCGACUAUUAAAGUAACGUUCAAGCAAGGGGGAAAAAAUGCGGGCCGACGACUCAAUCGUUCAGUAAACCCAGUCAUGUUAUGCACUAGGUCUUUUUAAAGUGCCUAAGUUAAACACAAUUUGAAGUAGGACCAAGAUCAUGGUUUAAUGAUCACUCAUACUGUCCGGGGAGAUUUUACCACACCGAGGAGUACGCGCUCCAUACCCGCUUUGCGAUCCAACCCCCGAAGCGUUAUUCUGCGUUAUGUUAUUACAAUUUUGUCGUUCUAAUACCAGCCAGACUUCUCUAGCUGUUAUCAAGUGCAAAAUUUCAGGGAUGAAUCUAUCUUCAACAUUUUCAGUAAUAAAAUUUAAAGCUUCUAGGUUCUUACUUCUUGCUUCAGCAGUCCAUUCAUCUUCGGCACCUUCAUAACCGGGCUCUACGGCUUCCCAGUGCUUGCGUUUUUUAAGUGUAAGCUUAACUCUGUGGUUUCAAAUCGUAUAAUUUUCCUCGUUUAGGGGUUGGAUUCUUCUCUUUAACAAUUCUCCCGUGGUCAUUGCGAGAGUAUAUUAUUUCAAUAUCAGCCACAAUCGUCAAGUUUCGUCAAAAACUCGUCAAAAUCACGCCAGAAGCACGUGCACGGCAUUGCACAAUCUCGCACUCAAAACCCAAAAUACUUUGAAUUUCGUCACAACGUCACAUAAGAACGUACACCGGACCCAUAACCUGUUAUUCUGAAGGGAUUAACUCAUUAAGAAGUCGCGAGAUUAAUUAAACCUAAGUUUUAUUAAGAUGAAAGAUAAUUACAUAACACGGCAAAAGAUUAACGAGAUGGCCAUAACCUACAAGAUCAACAAGCAUUUAUAGGAGUGGGGAACAGCAUGAAGUGUAGCCUAAUUUUUAAAUUUUAGUUUCAAAAUUUUACAUUUUGCUGGGAGAAUACAAUGAGGUAUCUUUCCCCUUGAAAUAGCUUCACAUUAUUCUGAGCUCCAAUUGUACCAUUUGCGAGAUGACAACAUGUUUCUGAAGGCGAUCAGACCCAAGUGAAGCUUAUACAGGAAUUUACUGAAGGAUACGGCAAUAACCCUCUUAGAAAGAAACUAGAAUUGAAAAAGCAAAAAUAGGACAAUACUGUCAAAAUGUCCACAAAUUUUGAGAAGCAGACAAUAAAUGGAAUUGAUAAUAGAGGCUUAAAAAAUCAAGUUUACGUACCAAUAAUCAAAUAGAGAAUUAUAUAACUUUCAAAUUUCAAUUUAUUUGGAGCUUUGCCGAGGCAAAAAUUGUUUGCAAGUUCAUCUGUCAUCAAUUUCCUCAUUAUUGCUGCAGCUGUGCCUUUAACAUCACUCUCCGCUAAGCAUGAGAAUGACUCCUUCUGAAAAAAAAUAAAAUAAUUUUGGAACAUCAGUAAAAUGCAUUAAAUAGACUGUGGAUACAUUGCUAACAGUUAUAGUUAAGUAACACUGAGGUUAAGAGAGUGUUCCACAAAUAUUUAUCGAAUCUUUUGAGAGGAAAAGCGAAUUCAACUUAUUUUUUUUUUUAUUAUUAUUUUUUUAAUGCUUGUCUAGUGUAAGAGAUUCAAUUUAUUUUUUUAAUAAUAGAGUCAAUUUAUAGAAAAAAUCAGUUAAAAUUAUUUCAACAUUGUGGUAGGAGUCCGAGGCAAAAUAACUUGAAUGGGCUGAUCUGUAUAAUAGAGGAAUCAAUAGAAAAAGUUAUCACAGGUUUACAUUCACAUAUUUUGCCCAGAUUCUCAGAUUUCUCACUUUCAGAUAAAUUAAAGCAACACAAUUUCUAGGUUCUAUUGAUCAGAGAGUUGAGUGUUGAAAGAAAAUAGAAAAUAAGAAAAAGAGAACAA
Bemisia tabaci is the source of this 5018-nucleotide messenger RNA. NCBI's taxonomy places the organism in Eukaryota, Metazoa, Arthropoda, Insecta, Hemiptera, Aleyrodidae. The record is from RefSeq and is a predicted model, not a curated record.